AUGGCCAGGGCGGUGAUGGUGGCCGUGCUUCUCAUGCAACUCUGCAACGUCAUCCUCACGGCGAGGCCGCUGCUGGUUGCGGUGGCUGACGGCGGCAGGGCGACGACGACGACGGGGCAUGGCACGGAGGAGCUGGCGGUCAUGCUGGUCCUAAACGGCCCGGGAAGCAACUGCAAGAAAUGGCAGGCUCCUAACGACCCUCCCUGCCAAGCGCCCUAA
Molecule: messenger RNA, 219 nt
Organism: Miscanthus lutarioriparius
Lineage: Eukaryota; Viridiplantae; Streptophyta; Magnoliopsida; Poales; Poaceae
Source: the annotation of a GenBank genome assembly